Messenger RNA from Monascus purpureus, 1557 nucleotides. Lineage: Eukaryota; Fungi; Ascomycota; Eurotiomycetes; Eurotiales; Aspergillaceae. The record is from the annotation of a GenBank genome assembly.
AUGCCAUCCACAACCUGCCAUCUUCCCAAUGGCCAGACCUUCACUGUGGCCCCCGUCUUUGGCGGGGUUACCUUCAAAUCGAACGAUAUGAACCUGCACCAUUCGGCCUUCCCUCCCGGCUGGACCAUCGUCAUCUACACUCAUCAAUCCGCCAGCGAAAACAGUCAACCGGAUGCGAACAAUGCGGCGUCGACGGCGGAGCACAAGCAAUCAGGCAACCUUGGCGAUCACCAGGAGCCCUGGGAGGUGACGCGUUACACGCGACCGACUUUGCAGGAUGACUGUCUCUACAUAUCCUACAUUGUCAAUCCGCCUAGCACCGACUUCAAGCCUCCCAGCUCGCCGUCCCGUCAGAUAGCCAUGAUGCUCUGGGCCACCCUGUGGUGGUACUUUCACGAACCAGAGCCUGAUCGCCACCUGCGGACAGAUGCCUCGUCGAAGACACCGCUGUCGGGAAAGCCCAAGGGAGACUGGCGCAUCAACAUCAAACGGGAGGGGAUAUUCAAGGGGCGGAAUCUGAUGCAGAAACUGGAACGGAUGGGCCUGAUCGCCAGCGAGGAUUCCUCUGUCGGGCUGGAUCCCGUUUCUGAGGCCUCGGACUGGUCCACGAUGUUUGCGAGUCGGCGGAGUUUCUGGCAGCUUGAUCCGCGCAUUUUCCUGUUCACCCUGUCUCCCAACUCUGCCCAGUUCUCCCAGUUGCUGUCGUCAGGACGAUCGUCUCCCACUUUGCGGGAGUCGACGACCAUGACCCUGGGUGAGUGCAUCUUGUACCAUGCAGCAACCGGUCCUUUCACCUCUGGCAGCCAUCUUCCGACCUACUUUCCACCCGCACCGCCUCAAUACACCUUCACAGACGGAGUCCGGCAUCCGAUCCGUCCGAAGCCCCCUCGGCAGGGUCAGGUGUUCUACAUCCGGUACGUACCCAGCGUGGACCAGUACAUUUCAUUCCGCGUACCGUUUCUGCCGUCUCCGAAAUCCAACCCAGCGGGAUCGGUCUCCUCGCACGCCCAUAGCGCGUCCAUUGCAAGUUUACAAGAACGACUCUUUGCCAACAUGCCGUCGGAUCUGGAACUAUUGCAUAAGUGGAUGAACGAUCCCCGCGUGGAUGCCGCUUGGGGCGAAGCAGGUCCACUGUCCAAGCAAGAAGAGUUUCUGCGCCAGAACCUUACCAGUCGCCACAGCUUUCCGGCCAUCGGGUGCUGGAACGGUCGUCCGUUUGGGUACUUUGAGAUCUACUGGGUGAAAGAAGACAAACUGGGGCGAUAUCUGGGAGGGAAAGUCGACGAUUACGACCGGGGAAUCCAUGUGCUCGUAGGAGAGCAGGAAUUCAGAGGCCCACAUCGAGUAGCCAUCUGGAUAAGUGCAUUGGUGCAUCAUUGCUUCCUUUCGGAUCUCCGGACACAGGCAGUGUAUCUGGAGCCCCGAGUAGAUAAUGAAAAGAUCAUCGACUACCUCCAAAAAGCAGGCUUCUACAAGAAAGGCGAGGUUAGCUUUCCGCAUAAGCAAGCCGCUGUGAUGAAAAUCAAGCGUGAAUUCUGGGAGGCCCCGGUUCUAUAG